Molecule: messenger RNA, 1032 nt
Organism: Bipolaris maydis ATCC 48331
Lineage: Eukaryota; Fungi; Ascomycota; Dothideomycetes; Pleosporales; Pleosporaceae
Product: nucleoside phosphorylase domain-containing protein
Biological process (GO): nucleoside metabolic process
Molecular function (GO): catalytic activity
Source: RefSeq, a predicted model, not a curated record
AUGGCGACGGCUCAACCCACCGGCGCACUUCCCAAAGAGCAGUAUACAGUAGGCUGGAUCUGUGCGCUGCCUACCGAGCUGACUGCUGCCCGCUUUUUCUUGGAUGACCUACACGCGGAACGGCUAGAGCAACAAGACACACGCGACGACAACGCCCAUGUCCUCGGCAGUAUCAAAGGGCACAAUGUUGCGAUUGCGACGCUACCCUACGGCAUCUAUGGGACUAGUUCUGCAGCGUCUGUCGCACGCGAUAUGCUCCGUACCUUCAAGAAUAUUCGCAUCGGGCUGAUGGUUGGCAUCGGCGGAGGCGCGCCUACUCCAACGAAUAACGUUCAACUAGGCGAUGUAGUCGUCAGUGUCCCUCAGAACGGAAAUGUAGGCAUCUUCCAAUAUCAGCAUGGGAAAAACAUCCAAGACCGUAGCUUCCAGUACACGGGACAUCUCAAUAAACCAACCGCUCUUUUGUUAGGAGCGGUUGCUAGCUUAAAGUCUAAAUUCACUAUUAAUGGUAAUAGAAUCGCUGAAUCUGUGGAUGCGCUUGUCACGAAAUAUCCCAGACUGCAGUCAGAAUUUGGACGACCUCAUCCGACCAGUGAUCGACUCUACAACUCUGAUUUCAUUCAUUUAGACGACGAAAAUGGCUUGCACCGCAGCUGUGAUGCAGUUUGCGGUUUCGGCUCCGCGAGAAUUGUCGAUCGGACUGGCUGGCCAAAGCGAUACGACAAGUCUGUGGUGUUUCAUGGUGUUAUCGCUUCUGCCGACAUUCUCAUGAAGAAUGCCAAGGAGCGAGACACACUUUCUCAUGAGACUGGCGUGCUUUGCUUCGAGAUGGAGGCAUCCGGCUUGAUGGACAGAUUUCCCUGUCUAGUUGUGCGCGGAAUUUGCGAUUAUUCUGACACCCAUAAGAAUGACCAGUGGCAAGGAUACGCAGCAAUGUGUGCAGCAGCGUAUACGAAAGAAUUGCUUGCUAUGGUAGCCCCUAGCAAAGUCGAUACUGAGCAGAAACUGGAAACUCGUCUUGAUUCAAGUUAG